CAUGUGAUUGUGCAGAUAACUUUUCACAAGAAAAGAUAUGAAGCAGAUUAUAUUCAGUCAUUCACCAUUUCUUUCAACGCAAUCAAAUGGAUGGGUGUGAUAUCGAGGAAGAAAAAAACUGUCCCCGUGCACCAUGACCCCGGGGCACGAGAAAGGUACAGCAAAUACGAACCGUUCUAACGCAUGCACGAGAUGAACUUUGUUCUCAAGUUCCGCAGAGUAUCGUGGAUUGACGUUCUGAUAAACCUCAUGGCCCAAGAACAAUGUAAUGACGUCACAGUGAUUAAUACCGCCAUACCACACAUGUCAAAAUGCGAGCGCUGCCGGCGGCGACCCUGCUGCGCGAACGGAACAAUUGGUACAAAGGUUUUCUGUGACACAGAUAGGGUUACCCCGGUGCCCGCAAAUUAACGCAUGCAAACGUCACUCCUCCACUUCCCUCGAUCGCCUGACUCUGUGCACGUAUUCGCUCUGGUUCUCGCCCCGGCCCAUAAGGUCACGGCGCCAAGUCCUCGUCUGCCGAGCCCAACAACACUUUGCAUCUGCGGCACAUAAACUUUUUUGAAGUGUGCAGGCAAAACUGCUUUUAGAAGAAAAUGGGCGUUGCAGAGCUACUGAUUUUGGCAGUUUGUGUGGCCUCCGUGAUGAGCGUCCCAGCACCGUUCAGCGCUGGCAGGACGUGCCACAUCGACGACCUCCAACUUAAAGAGGAUUUCUCCCUGGAGAGGUUUAUGGGAACAUGGUACGUGGAAGCGCAUGUACAGCGGACACACUAUCCCUACCAAAGACGCUCCCACUAUGGGUUACGCCAAGACGGGACUCUCUUUAUGAAAACUAACAGAGUUAUGAGACCUGGCGACUGUAAUUCGUGGAAUUUUGAAGCCCGGGCUACGGCCAACGGAGACUCCGACAACCCGGCCAAGAUGCUACUGUACCCACCCAUGCCCAACUAUCCACCAGAGGACUACUGGGUGGUGAGUACGGACUACACAGGUUACGCCUUGGUGUACAGCUGCGGUGAGCAACGGUCAGACGGCUCGUGCACGAGGCGCGGCGAGCACGCUUGGCUCAUGGCGAGGUCCGUGGGCGGUGUACCCGGGGAGGUACGCGCCAAAGUCCCAGCAAUGAUGUCAGCACUUUGCAUACGCCCAGAGCGGCUUCGCGAUGUUCCAAGAGAUUGUGAGAAAGAACUAACUCAAACGCCUACCCAUCUCACCCCACCCGCCGCAGGAUGUCGGGACGACGACGACAACACAGAAUGCAGACAGGGUCCCAGUGUGAGCAACGCAUGUGCGACUGCUAACUUUCGCUUACAGGAGGAUUUCAUUAUAGAAAAGUUUCUGGGUGAGUGGUAUGAGAUAGGCCACACCAGGAUGCCCGACAGCACCCUCAAGUUGCCCGACAUGCGCUCUAUGCUGUUCAGUCGUGAUCCCACUGGUCAGGAUGCCCACAUGUCACUCCUGAUGAAAGACAUCAAGCUGGAGGGACGAUGUGGCAACAUGAACAUGCCAGGGUCGGGCUGGCUGGGCCAGGAUAACCCCGCCAAGAUCCUUGUCAGCUUCCCUAUCCCUGCAAAAUACGGAGUCAGUGGGGCAGUGGAAUAUUGGAUUCUGUCUACUGACUACACCAAUUAUGCAGUCACAUACUCCUGCCAUCACACAUACGAGGAUGGCACAUGCGACAAACAGAGAGAAGCCUUGUGGGUACUGAGCCGGACUCCGACCCUACCCGAAGGGGUGGGGAGAAGGGUGGAUGAGGCCAUUAGAGGGGCGUGUCUGGACCCCGUGCAGGUCACCGACAAUCUUGAGGUAUGCUACACAACAGAAUUGGGUGAAGGAAACGAAACACAUGCUGUCAUACAGGGCAAGGCUGCUGUGACCAGCGGAUGUGAUCCAGCCACAGCUAAGUAUGGAUGCUGCUUGCUCAACAACAGGCCUGCCACUGGGCCAAACUACCAAGGAUGCCCUCGCGUUAGGCCACCUGUUGCUGGUCAGGACAUUGACUCGAGGCCGGUCUCUGAAGUUGUCAGACCACAGCCAAUGGCCCUGGCCAUGACUGCUCCUGAAUCAUUCAAAGUCAAGACAGUUGAGUGUGAUGAAAAGAUCAUCUGCAAGAUUUACUGUGAGUAUGGCUUCAAGAAAGACGAGAACAACUGUGACAUUUGCCAGUGUGCGGAAGAGCCACAGGAGCCUAGCACUGAAGGUCAUAUGAUGCGUGAGGCAGCCCAAAAGACCAAGAUUGUGUCGUGUCUCCAUCAAGCUCCGAGUGCUACCAAGAUUGGCCUGCCAAUUCUGGACUGUGCACCAGAUGGCAGCUUUUCGCCAAUUCAAUGCCAUGGGGAGGAAUGUUGGUGUGUUAACCCGACGACCGGUUAUGAGCUGAGAGGCACAAGGGUCUCUCAUAACACAAAGCCUGACUGCAGUCAGGUCCUGACUCCUGAUCAAAUGGUUCCUGCACAGACUUCAGACUGCUUGGCCCGCCGUUUGGAAGCCCAGUCCUCACUUGAUGUUCACGAGGGCUCCGGUCAUGCAUACAUCCCUGACUGUGAUGAGCGCGGACGGUACCGGCCGGUGCAGUGCUACCUGGAGAUGAAUAUGUGCUGGUGUGUGGACAUGCACACGGGCGAACAGCUAGGGGACAGUGUGUCUCACCAGAUGCUAAAAUGUGCCCCAUAGUGUCAGGGGAAGUGUCAUAUGCUGUAACAACAAAGCACAGACAUGAAAAAGUGUUAAAAUUUACUUUACUGUGUGCUCGAAUAUAUUUGAAAAACCUAUUCGAUUCUAGGUACUGGGUAGUUUUUAUUCUAAAUCCCUGUACAUGCUGAAUGAAGACAUUAACUCCAGAGGUUGGGUUAAUUUAACAACAAAUUAAUGAUUCACCCAUCAAAAUGCUAAACACAUUCAUUUACUCAUACAACCUAUGCUGUGGUGGACCCAUGCAUUUUGUACACCAAUCACUGAAGUACAUGUAGAUGACAUCUCUCUUUAUCAAGAGUGACAGGAAUUCAUCUUUGAUCAAAACAUUAAAGAAUAUUCACAAAGUUUUGGUAAAAAUAAAUCACUCCAUAAAUACUCACCAAGGCAGAAUUCCUGUCAUAGGUACUUUGUAUCACUUCAAACAAGUUGCAUUCUCAAAUACAGACAGGCCAAUACCAAACAAGGUUCAAAUGUAAGUAUUGAAUUGUUCAAAUGUAUCCCGGUUUGGCAGUUUUUAAUACAUGUCUAACAAGAAAAUGCAACAGAAUGUUCUGUCUUUUCGUCUACAAAGCAAAUUAACAAGCAAAAAAUGCAUGCAAAUGUUUGUAAGCAAUUUUCAAGAAAUAUCUAAACAAAAUAUAUCUGCUUUCUGCACACUAUUUCCUAAAAAAAAUAAUCUUAUGGUAGAAGCACAAAUGCAUGUUUAGUUACACCAACUUGAAUUGUGUUGCAGCAACUGCUUACUUGAAACAACAUAGCGUCCAGAAGCUGUCAGGCCUGACAUGGCCCACAUUGGCUGACAACAAUCAGAAUGGUCAACUUUGUUUUGGUUUUUUGUUUUAUAAACAUGAAAGGUUAAAGAUUUCACAGCAGUUACAAAAGGAGUCCAUAACAUAAAAAAAAAGAUAUUACAAUGCACAGUUUUCUAGAAUAGUCCUACUGAAAAAAGGCAUAUAAUUUGCCAGGCCAUUUAAAAUGCUCUACUAUGGAACUAUGGAGCUUCAUCAAUUAAGGGCACAGCCAAAGCCACAUUUAGUAUUCCAAAGGCCCGAGGCACCAGUGUUGCCCUCAAAGUUUGAAGUCCCCCCUUCAAAAAAAAAAGUCUCUGAGAGAGCUACUGGAACUUUUCUUGUACAUGUGCGUGAAAGUUUGUGCUUGUGUUUUAUGGAACCCUCUAUGGUAUUUUUUGUAGGCCCUCUCAUUUUUGUAGGCAGCCAGAUUUUGAAGGCCCCUGGCAUACAGUGCAUUAUUUUGGAUGAUCUGGCCUUGGGCAUGACAUGAGGUAAAUGCCUUUCACUGGAAGGGUAAAGAUAAAGCAAUUUUGAAGAGAAUGCAUGUAUUUUUGAAAAAUAUAACUACAAUAAGGUGUGCAUUGUGUUUAGACAAAGCAAACUUUUAUUUGAUUGAAUACCAGCUGUUGUGCAUCCACUGUAAAAAUUGUUUCAGAUUUAUAUAUAUAUUUAUACAUGUAAUAUUAUUAAUCGGAAUGGAUGUAUACAUUUGGGUUUAAAAGCUUCAAAUUACUGAACUGUAAAUCAAAGAUGGCAAGAAUUGGCAGUAAAAAAAACAACUGAGAGGAAUGUU
Messenger RNA from Acanthaster planci (crown-of-thorns starfish), 4280 nucleotides. RefSeq lists its product as uncharacterized. Lineage: Eukaryota; Metazoa; Echinodermata; Asteroidea; Valvatida; Acanthasteridae. Gene Ontology annotation, molecular function: retinoid binding; serine-type endopeptidase inhibitor activity; retinol transmembrane transporter activity. The record is from RefSeq and is a predicted model, not a curated record.